CCAGACCAUUCAUUCCCUUUAUUUUGAAUGCAUUUUACAAAUACUUCAAGUACUGAAACAUCAUGAAAAAUUUAAAGGACAUAAAAAAUAUUUUAAAAUAAUGCAUCACGUUAAAACAACAUGCAAGACAUCAACACUCUAAAUUAAAAGCCAAAGAAUAGAAAUGUUUACAACCAAGCUUUAAAACUAGAUUUAUAAGUAGUGACUAAUUUCAAGUGGCAAGCCUUUCCAUAAUCUAGGCCCUAUGUCCGUCAUAAAAACAUCACUCAUACCUGAAUCUCUUGGAAAUAUUUUAUCUAAAUCUAAUCUAUCAAAUAUGUAUUAUUUUUCAAUUUCUAUGUCUGAAUCUUGUUAACCCAUUAUUAACUUAUCCUUAUGUCAUGUACUUUAGCACAUUUAUGUACUAUGGGUGAAAUUGGUGUAGAUGGUUUAGAUUUCAAAGGAAACAGCUGAUAUUGAAAUCUUUGGCUGAAUUUAUAUUUUUUUUUUCUAGCAGUGUUGAACCAAUAGACUGCCCUUUGUUGCCCUUGCCAAUAGGAUGUAGGGUAGCUGUUCCUCAGCUUGACUGCAAUUCACAGCUUCAGUCUGCAGAUCAGCUCUUUGACUGGACAAAGCUGUCACUGGAUAACUAGUGGUGUAUCUGCUAACUGUCAUCCUUCCAAAAAAAAAAUCAAAUCACACCAACUGCUAUUAUAUAUUUGUUUCUUAACACUGAGCAGGAAGGUAAAGCCAUGUUUAGGAUUUUCCUCUGAGAGCGUGUCAGGCUUAUAUAAAUAUCUAAGCAUGUCCAGCUAAUGCUUCGUCACUCCGGGGAAUUGACGGCUAGCCAGAAACAAUCGUCAACAGUGACUAAACCUCUGCAUCUGGCUGUUGAAUGCAUUUUGCUCAGCCACUCUUGAAAACAUGUUAUAAUUUACAGUCAGAAAGCAUUUUAAUUCAUGACUCCAUGACAUGGUGUGUUUUUACUAAUAUUAAUGUCAGUAUUACAACUUGAAGGUCUCAAAUGCACUUCUAAUACUGUGAAUUUAGCUCAUAUACUUUAAUUCUAGGCAGAUUAUUUUCAAAAAAUAAAAAUUGUGUGUACUACCUAAUAACAAACCACAGCCAUAUUAAAGUGUAAGAUAUGAAACAGAAAUAAUUUAAUAAAAAUGUAUGCACAACAUUUACAGUUCCCAUUAUUGUAUAUAGAGCCAGCCAAUGAAUGAUGUCUGGUUGCGUCUUGACGAAUUUCAGCACCUUGGACAGAGACGGAGGCUUUCGUGUCCCCGUCGCGCUUCUGCUCUCCUCCAGACCACAGAUGAGCAGCCAUGCAGAAAUCCAUCACGACAGCGGCUCCUUAGCUCGUUUUGCUCAGGUGCAUUUAAAAAAAAACUAAACAAAAAGACAAGUAAUUUAACAGUCAGAGGACCAAUAAAUAACAUUAAGUGAUUACCUGUCCGUUACAACUUUGGAUAUAUCGUCUUUGAACGCAAGUUUAUGACUUUGCAACAACAUCAAGAUGAUGUUUUCUAAUUGAAAACUUUGGAGAGAUAAAGAAACGUCUCACUCUGUCCUUCGGAUACAGCUUCUUUACUCCAUUCUUCGUUUCAGUUCAGAAUUGCCUCAUUUACAAGCAGUUUAUGCAGCUCGACUGACGUCAAUGGAGCGGUGUGUGAUGUAUAUAACCAUUGAGCUCCAGGAGCUCCACUCCUCUGUCUGCAAACACUCUUCAUUACAAGUACUUUUGAAGCAACAGAAGACGACCGAGAAGCGCGCACCUGUGUCCAGCAUGAAGCCCGUCCCUUUGGUCCUGCUGUUAACUUCAGUCUUACUGACCACCCACAUCCCGCUGAGCACCUGUCGACCCCGCGACCUCAGCCUCAUGAACAGCCAGCUAGACGACGUGCUGUUAAACGGGGCAGGAGACGGCGCCAUGUCCUACCUCGUGGGCGAAAAACUCCUUCAGUAUUUGCAAAGAAACCUCGGAGCGCAGAAGGCAGGCGGUGUCCUGCAUCUCCCGCACUUCCCCACGGCGCAGCUGCACUCUCCUCACGAGGACAACAGCUUAGAGGAGCUCACGGAGUUUUCCAAACGGAACGACGAUCCUCCGAUCUCCAUCGACCUCACCUUCCACCUGCUGAGAAACAUGAUCGAAAUGGCGCGAAACGAGAAUCAAAGGGAACAGGCGGGACUGAACCGCAAAUAUCUAGAUGAGGUUGGGAAGUAGCUGUAGCUCCAUGAUGAUGCUUUCAAUCGGCGAGUAAAGAACAAGCUCAAUGCACUCUUUCACACCCCCAAACUCUCGCUUAAGCAUAUGACAUUCACCGAUGCCUCCUGCUGACCCGCACUCUUAGAAAUAAAGGUUCUUCAGUGGUUCCUUGCCACUGCAAAGAACCUCCUUCUCGUUGUUGAGUUGGCUGAGGUUCUUUGGAGAUUAAAAAAAGGUUCUUCAGAUCAGGCUGUUGGUUUUUGCAUUCCAACAUGAAAAACAACAGUAAAAAAGUUAUUCUAAAAGGCUCACGUGUGGCAUCAGGGUUAUGUGGAACCUUUAUUUUUAAGAGUGGCAUCUAUCUGUUCACCAGCAGAGCUUCUGGUGACCUGCUGCUGUCUCCAUCACCUCUGGACCAUUUCAGAACCAGGAACCACAUGCAAGAGUCACACAACAGAUCUACCAGGACCUCAAAACGCUGCCCACGGCAAAUGAUCAGUCAGGGUGGUUCACAUGUAACCAAAUCGAGAAACCAAUCAAUCUACAAUUAACUUGUGUCCUUUGAGUGUUUACAGUUAUUGGCCUCCUAUUUAGAGUUGCAUUCUUUAAAAACAAAGGUUCUUAAUUGGCAUCUGUGGGUCCAUGAAGAACGUUUAACAUCCAUGGAACCUUUCUAGUGGUUCUUUAGAUGAUUAAAGUGCUCUUCACACUAAGAUUGAAAAGGUUCUUUUUAGAACUGUUCACUGAAAGGUUCUUCUAAGGCAUGUUUGUGAAACCCCACUUUUGGAACCUUUGUUUUUCAAAUGUGUAUAAAUGGAAGAAAUAUUACUAAACCAUUACAAAUCCUGCUUAUUAGUCUUGAGUUAUUCUCAAUGAAGUAAAAGAAGGCCAUUGUAAAAAGUCAUUUCUGUUCGGCUGGUUUGGUUGCAUCCUCGCACUUUGCCAAAGGGAGUGUUCUCAUGACAUAAAAUGCUACACUUUGGUAAUAUUACUAAUAUUUACCACACACAUAAUGCCAUAUGCUCACUGUAUACUAAGUGCAAAAGUAUGUUCUCCUCACAUGGUGGGAAACAAUGAUCUGUAGCACUUCAACCAAGAGGCUUACCCACGUUUUGUGACAAUAAUGUUGGACAAUAUUACAAAGUGCUUGAGAUAUACUGUACAUUGUAUAUUGCUUAUCAUUAUGUAAAUUACAUAUUAUAUUGCACCUAAAUGCAAACAUGACUUUGUAUUUUGAACAUGAAUCUGCAGAAAUAAAUGAGAGUACAUGCCUUUUACAAGUAACUGCAAACAUGUAAACCUCAUUAUCACCCAUUAAAAGUGCUAAUGAUCACAGCAGA
Cyprinus carpio (common carp) is the source of this 3528-nucleotide messenger RNA. It is a transcript of the gene ucn1, whose product is annotated as urocortin 1. NCBI's taxonomy places the organism in Eukaryota, Metazoa, Chordata, Actinopteri, Cypriniformes, Cyprinidae. Gene Ontology annotation, molecular function: hormone activity. Gene Ontology annotation, cellular component: extracellular region. The record is from RefSeq and is a predicted model, not a curated record.